Spodoptera littoralis (African cotton leafworm) is the source of this 735-nucleotide messenger RNA. Lineage: Eukaryota; Metazoa; Arthropoda; Insecta; Lepidoptera; Noctuidae. The record is from the annotation of a GenBank genome assembly.
AUGGAAAUCUCAUUUAAGGGGAAGAGAAUACUCGUUACCGGUGCUGGCCAAGGUAUUGGCCGGGGCAUCGCCGUGGAGCUAUGGCGUGCUGGAGCAAAUAUAGUUGCAUUAUCUCGAACAAGAUCUCAUUUGGAGUCGCUUCAGAUUGAAUAUCCCUCAAUAGAUAUUGUGGACGUCGAUAUUGAGGACUGGGACAAAACGCGUGAAGUGGUCGAGUCCCUUGGUCACUUUGAUGCAUUAGUAAACAACGCCGCGGUAGCUGUUUGCGAGCCUUUUCUCGAUUGUUCACCUUCAGACUUUGAUAAAAUGUUUAAUGUUAAUGUAAAAGCAGUUCUUAAUAUUAGUCAAGUGGUAGCAAGGAAGAUGGUAGAAAACAAAACUCAUGGUGCCAUUGUCAACAUAUCAUCACAGGCUUCAAAGGCUGCAUUGAAAGACCAUGCUAUUUACUGUGCAUCUAAAGCAGCUUUGGAUGCUCUUACUCGUUCCAUGGCUCUUGAGCUGGGACCUUACGGUAUUAGAGUGAAUACAGUUAACCCUACUGUCAUAAUGACAGAAAUGGCCAAAGUGGGAUGGUCAGAUCCAGACAAAGCUAAAGAAAUGCUUUCUAAAAUUCCUUUGGGAAGGUUUGGUGAAGUUUCUGAAGUGGUGAAUGCUGUAGUUUUUCUCUUGAGUGAAAGAUCUAGUAUGAUCAACGGAGUCCAGCUGCCUAUUGAUGGGGGUUUCCUUGCCACAUAA